Micromonas pusilla CCMP1545 is the source of this 1391-nucleotide messenger RNA. RefSeq lists its product as uncharacterized. The record is from RefSeq and is a predicted model, not a curated record. Lineage: Eukaryota; Viridiplantae; Chlorophyta; Mamiellophyceae; Mamiellales; Mamiellaceae. The transcript has a single exon. Bases 1 to 1356 code for a protein of 451 amino acids.
AUGCGGCGGGCGUGCGUGCGCGCGCGUCCGCGAAGUGGAUCCCGGCAUGUGCGACAGUUGUCGCGCUCUGGUGGGCGCGACGGAUCUCGGCUCGGCUCGGCGACGAGCGCGAGCAGAGUGCCGACGCGAGAGGCGCGCCCCGGCAGAAGCGGGGGGAGCGGCGGCGCUCUCAUGAGCGCCCCCGACCCCGCCGCGACGCGCAUCGUGACGGGGGUCGUGCGCAAGCGAAGGAGCCUGUCGAAGAGGCUCACGUUCAUCGACCUCGAGGUGUCGCCGUCGGAGCCGUCGGUGCCUCUCGUGUGCGACGGAUGGAUCUGCGCGAAAUCUGUCGUCGCGGCGACGACGAUCCGAGCGUCCGGAGUCUGGGAGCCGUCGCCGGGGCGGACGAACGAAACGCGGUUCGCGGUGCGCGCGGACGGCAUCGAGAUCAUCGAAGACCGCGCGGCGACGUUCAGCGCUUGGGACAACGCCGCGGAGGCGGCGGCGUGGCGCGCGAGGGUUCGCGACGAGCGCGCCCUCGGCGCCGUCGACGGCGAGACGACGCGCGACGACGCCGCGAACGCGAACCGCGCGGCGUCGGGGAUGUGCCUGUCCUGGGCGGACGUCGGGACGUGCGCGGACCCGAACUGCGUCGCGCGGCACUGCGCGUCCACGCGAUGGGAAGAGCGACGACGUCAGCGCGCGGAGUCGAGGCGGACGAGCGCGACGGGGGGGGAUCGCGAGGAGGAUGUCCACGGGGACGCGGCGAAGACGAAACACAACGAGGUUUUUGCGACGUGGAUCGUGGAUACGUUCGGUUUGGAUGCGUUACGAGGCGGCGUCGUCGACGUCGCGGGAGGACGAGGAAUGCUCGCGCUCGAGCUCGCGCUGAAACACGGCGUCGAAGACGUCACGUUGAUAGAACCGAAACCGUUGCGUCUGAACAAGUCGUAUCGGAGACGGAUUAAAAAGUGGGCGGCGAGACGCGCUGCCGCCGCCGCCGACCACGCCGAUGACGCGCCGACUCCGGUGCGUCACGUCCAGAGCAUGUUUCACGGCGUGGACGGCGACGCGAACGCCGCCACCACGGAGGCCUCGAUCGCGUUCAGAGACGCGUCCGUCGUGCUCGCGAUGCACCCGGACCAGGCGACGGAGCCGUUCGUCGACGCGGCGCUGGCGUUGAACAAAAAUUUCGCCGUCGUGCCGUGCUGCGUCUUCGCGGGGGCGCACCCGGGGAGGAAGACCGCGGACGGGGAGGACGUCGUGACGUACGAGCAGCUGUUGGAUUACAUCCAAGCGAAGGCGCCGGACGUGAAGCGGGACACGUUAAAGUGCGAGGGACGAAAGGUUGUUUUAUAUCGACUAGUAGCUAGCUAGACUAAAUUAGACUCUAUGAGGACGCGAUCUGCGCG